CUCCACGACUGUAAGCGGCUUUUCCGACAAUGGAGGAGAGAGAGUCUCUGGUGGGCCUUCGUGGCUUGUACCAGGAUCUUUCUGCUCUUUCGGACUCGUCGUUGGUAAACAUUGACCGGCUCCGUGUUGAGCUAGAGACGCACAUCGACGACUUCAGGAAACUGUUGGACAAGCCUAUGAAGAACAAUGCUAGUCGACAGGCUAUUAUGUCGGGGAAGAUCACCGUUGACGACGUGGAAUAUUCCGUCAAUCAAGAGUUCCAACAAGGAGUACUCGAACUGGCCGAUUCUAUUAAUAUCGAUGAGUUGCAAGCGGCAAAGAUGUUCCUGGUGGCCCAAGAGGAGGCUCAAUUGUUGGACAGGCCCCCUCUGAUCGCUGCGAUUAUGCGAUUCCACGAGCGUCGGCUAUUUCUGUUGGAAGCCUUACGCCUCGUUUUCCAAGAAUCGUCCUUCGAAGUGGAAAAGGAAAUGACUCAGGAGCUCAUGCAAGAAGUGGUGGCUCAUGUUCUCGAGAUCAAAGGCGCUCCUUUACGAAAUGCUUCUCUUUAUGCAAGGAAGGCCAUGGGCUCGAUGGAAGAUAUUGAGAAAACACUUAUCCUCCUCGGUGAGCAAAUACAAAAGGCAUCGAUCGUUGGUCAGGCUGGGGAUCCCGAUGUCAUGGAAGCCAUUGAAUACCAACGGAACAGCUUACAGCAACAACACGAGUCACUUGGCGCCAUCCUAUGCUACAUGUUCAAAGGCCCUUACACAAGUCCCGAAGAAAUCCGACAUCUUUUGAAUCGCUUAAGAAAGCUGGACCGGUUUGAUGGACUGCUGGUCCAUUAUAUUCCUUCCAUUAUCUCUUCCUUCGUCAAACAUGGUUCUCCCGAGAGUGCUGCUUCGUAUAAGGAGGCAAGAAGUCUACACACGGCAAUCACUUCUUCAAGCAAAGAUGGCCAAGCUUGGAUUCUGCCGACAUUUCAUUCCGCCGUAAUCGCAUUGUGGCUUGCUGUGUACAGUGGAUGGGACUAUGACGGGCCAUCGUCUCCGCUGCCAGGUGUGGACCUCGAAAAAGAGGCGCAAGAACGUACAAAGAUGUUUAUGACGGCAUUGGACGACGGGGGCUUGGAUUUCAUUCUUGCUGUUUGCUCUGGGGUAAACAACGAAGAGCAGGGGGAUCCAGCCCGGGGUGAGUUGGUGACGCUGUUAUUGAAGGAGAGCACCGCAGCGAUGCCCGAGUCGGACUCAUGCUCGGAGUAUCUAAAGAAGUUAUUGAUGGAAAAUCUGGAGGUAUUCGUGGAGUCGUGUGUCGCGAAUAUGCCCGACGCUGUUCGCAUGCUGAAGACCGAGGAAGACACGCAGCGGUUGGACCAAAUUACUGCUCUCCGAGAUGGCUUGACAUCUAGCCUGCAUCGUGGACUGGUGGAGGCUCGCACCCAUCUCGAAUCAUUCCUGAUGGUGAUAGCCUUUGCAUUUGAUAACCGACCUGAUGCAGCACAAGAGUUCUGGGCUGAUCAAGAUGGCAAUCUGUACGGUUUCCUCCAGUGGGCCUCGAAAAGGCAAACGGUUCCUCGCGUGAGUGCCUUCUGCGAGCUGCUUUGCUCCAUCGCUGGCGGGGAAGAAAAUGCCACUGCUGCACAUAGAUUUCUGUCUGAAGAGGACAAGUUUAUGUCUGGCAAGUUCCGGCGCUCAACGUCUAUGAACUGGUCCCAGAUGUUUGCCGAGCUCCAGCUCUAUGCCUCUCGCGUAACCGAGAAACCACCAACGACAUCGCAGGCCAUAUUACGUGCGAGAAAGCCAGAAUCAGCCGACAUGAGCGAGCCAGAAAGCCCGGUGAUGCUGACCUGCUAUCUUAGAUUGAUGGGUCACUUGAGCAAACAGAGUGCUACUAUAAGAGAAUGGAUGCUGCAUCACCCGUCGUUUAACCUGGUCAGUACCUUGCUGACACUGUGCAGUGGGCCGAUACCCACUCACCUGAGAGCCACCACCUUCAAAACCCUUGCGGCAUUGAUGACAGAUAGGUCAACUAUAAACGGACAUGAGAUGUGGCUUUCGCUUGAUCAGUGGAUCUCUGGUGGAUCAAUGGGUGCGUCGGGUCUCAGCAAAGCUCCGAUGGUCUCGAACCCUCUCGUGUGGCACGAGCAGCAAGCGUUUCAGAAGAUCAGCGAGAGCUUCAAUCAAGCCAACGCAUUUGUUGAUCUGAUCCACACUCUUGUUUCCCCGACUCUCGAUACUGCCGGAAACCCCUUGUCGCUAUCGUUCCCAGAAUCACUGGGGUCUUCCUAUCGCAUGCCAGGAAUUGAACCCUAUGUCGACCUUGUUUUGGGCCAAGCCUUGUCCAGGAAGGUACCGGACCUCAAUGAGCAGCAAGCCCGUUUGUUGACCUACAAUUGUCUGGAUUUCGCUUUGACCUGCCUGAGGAGCUUUAAUGAGAACCUCGUCACAGUGCUCAGCCAGCCCACGGUGGCUUCGGACUCUGCACUCAAGACAUCAUCUUUGGUUGCCUAUAUUCGUCUUCAUCCCUUCGCGCGGGUGGCUGAAUGGCUGUUCAACGAAGAGGUUCUCAAAGCUAUUUUUGCCACCGCCCACCAAGACAUUAUGGAGGUUUCCAGAGCACCAUCUGAAUCCACUUUGGUGCUGGGUCUGCUUAGGAGCCUUGAGGUUAUGGAUGAGAUGAUGGAACUUCAAUCGACCUAUCUCAAUAUUGUGCGACCACUAAUCAGAUCCCAGGCUGAGGGCAGCAGACUCAACGUAGCAAACUCGGCGCUUUCCUCCUUCGAGGACAGCAUUUUGAAUAACUUGACUAUCGUACCUGCUUUGUGCCUUUACUGCGGAACUGGUCAUGAGCAGCUUACCGUGACGUCGAUGGGGUUGUUGGAAAAGAUGUCAAGCUCAAAGAGACUCAACAAAUUGUCGUCCCCUGAACUGUCCAAAUGGCGCCCCUCAAAUAAGAUUGUUGAAGUUCUGAGCGCCGAGGUGGAUGUUGACAGCGUGUCUCGUCCGCUCGUAACGCACAUGCAGCUUGAGCUAAGAGAGUUAGAGUCUGGAUCGCAAUCUGCCGGUUACGUUAUCCGGGAGGGCUUACUGGCGCUGUUGAAUACAUGUCUCGGAAUGAUCACGGACCGCCCAACAGUCGCUCACCUUCUGCUUGGGUUCAACAGCGUUGGCAACAUGCUUGAUGUGACUCCAGACGGUCUCUUUGCGAACCAGAUGUCCCUCCUGCAUGCCGUUAUUGGUUUCUUGGAAAGUAAUCCAGAUGAGGUGGACGGGAAUAUUCUGCCCUGGAUGGUGCAUCUCAAGUGCAUGGCGCUUGAAGUGUUGAAGCAUCUGUGGUCUUCCAAACUUGCAGCUUUCUUCACGCUCUCCGAGAUGCGCUCGAAUCAAUUCCUUGUAAACAUGUUUGCAAGCCAGCCCAUUAUUGGAACGAACACAAUGUGGAACGGGUUCCCGAUCGUUACGGAGGAAUUCUGGCUUUCCGAUUCGGCUUCUGCUUUGGCAGAGUUCCUGUUAUAUAGGAGUUUCCUAUAUAACUAUGCUGCCACCGAGAUUCGGUCAGCUGCGAAGCUCGGCUCACCAACUCUCCAAACUGAGAUUAUAUCGACACUUCUGGGUACCUCGCGCGUGGAGACUGGCGAAACUGUUCCCCACGUGACUGUGUUCGAUCUCUUUGACUUUGCAGACCUGGAUAUCGCGCAUCAAUUGUCGCCACCCAAUCUUAUUUUUCUCGAUGGCCUAGACCUCGAAGUUUGUGCUAAGCCGCAAGCGGAUGAGUCUCUCGUCCUUUACGACGUGGCUGAAAUAGAGGAGCUUAUCCAAGUAAGAAAGGAAGACUUGUUGGACAACGGCCAGUUUCGGCCUCAAGACGAGGAGCUUUUCCUGGUCGAAGCUGGAAACUUGACCUUGUUCGUUCAGUCGACGAACAAAAACAAACAGAUCGGUCAUAACCGCUAUCUCACUCUCCGGUCAUGGACCGAACUCAUCACGACUAUGGUAACUUACUCUAAUAUCGAUGGUGGGCGCCGUCCGACUUUCAUCCUUCACUCCAUCCAGAUGAUUCUUCCAAAGCUGGAAACAGCCGUUGAGGAAGAUCUCCCGGAGGCGAUCGAGCUGGCACGACUGGCUGAGACGCUGAUCAGUAACCUGGAAUUGACAACGUCAAACGCGAAGUCCACGCGAAGUGGGGAUAUAAUCGACGACAAGCUCCAUCAGUUGUUCCAGAUUUGUAUCCGUGGUAUCAUCCUGGCCACUGGUAACGUGAGUCUACGGGAGACAUUCUACAACAUCUGCUCCCACUACAUCACGCGGAUCGCAUCUCCUGACCCUGCCCAUGAGAAUUUGAGGCGCCACAGCCAGCAGGUUGUCAAGACGGCUGGUCUUGCGCUUAUUGAAGCCACUUGCGACGAUGCAUACUCCGGACAAGAGACAUGUCGGGUAUCUGCGCUUCUAUUGCUCAACCUCCUCGCCACCCUAGACAACCAAGUAGAUUCCAUCUUGGCGGAGUCAAUAUCGCAGUCGAAUUAUUUGGCUUUGUUUUUGGACGCUAUUCGGGCGCUGCCAAUCGAACUUCGAAACGCCCAAGCAAGCGACACGCCUCUCCUGUUAUCAUUCUACCAGUCAUUACUAUCACUACUUCAGCAGCUUUGUCAAACGAAGAAUGGAGCGAUCCAUGUCAUCAAGACUGGGCUUUUCGAUGCGGUCCGUGAAUCGCAGCUAUUCGCUGCUGACCCUGAUAUCGGCAUUGAUAUUGAUAAUCCCGAUGCUCUCCGAAAAUACUAUGACCUUCUCCUUGCCGUCCUUCGAGUCAUCGUCUCUGCCGUCUUCGUGCGAGGACUUCACAACGAGCAGAUUAUGGAGCAAACACGUGCAUUCCUUGCCGAGAACCGGCAAAGUAUGAUUGGCAUCUUCAAGCGCUUUGCUAAAAUUGGGGGUGCUGGUUCUGCAGACCACCAAGAAACGAUCAGUGACUUGACUAAAUCGUAUAUGGCGCUGGUGGCUGCUACGGGCUUUUUGGAUAACUCGAGAGGCGCCACCGAGCAAAGGACCGGUAAGCGCAAGUCGAUUGGCAAGAGAAAGAAUUCCGAAGAGGAAUCAUCAUCAUCAUCUCAGCGUCAACAACCACAACACCCUCCUCCGCAACAGCAGCAGACCAUUUCAGAGCUCCUGUCUAGAAACCAGGAUAGAGGCCAUCCGCCAUAUCUCUCCCCCAAGCGUGCUCGAUUAUCGCCCACUCCUUCGGAUUCGUCGUCAUCAACCCGACCGCAAGCGUUGAGAUCCCCGAGUAGUAUGUAUAAUUUCUCGAAUUCGGAUUCUAGGGCAGGCGGGGCAUUUGGGCAGAGCUCGUCUGCCUCCAACCCAACGGCCAACGCUGGCCCCGCCUUUGCGACAGCCCGUCAAAGCAACUUCACACCACAUACCGGCGCAAGGAAAUUAUCCAUCAAGAACCUCCGGACGACUCCACGGCUGAACCAGGAUUCAUACUUUGAGAAGGUAUGGGGCCAGUUGGAUACGGCAUUGGGUGCCGUCUUUGGCGGCGGGAAACCGGAGACAUCGCUGGAGGAACUCUACAAAGGCGCCGAAAAUGUAUGUCGCCAUGGGAAAGCGGCGGCUCUGGCCAAGAAAUUGCAGGAUCGCUGCCGAGAACAUGUGUUGGGGAAGCUACGGGAGACAUUGGUCGCGAAAGCUGGAGGUGGCAGUGACAUUGAUACCCUACGAGCUGUGGUGGACACAUGGGAAACAUGGCAAUCAGAGCUGGUAACGGUUCGCUGGAUGUUCUACUACCUCGACCAGUCGUUCCUCCUUCACUCCAAAGAGUUCCCUGUCAUCCGCAAAAUGGGAUUGCUCCAGUUCCGAUCACACAUAUUUUCCGAUGCGAUAUUGAAACCUAAGAUCUUGCAAGGCGCUUGCGACUUGGUGGGGGCAGAUCGGAGUGAAGGCAACAACACCAUGGCCGACUCGUCCUUGCUCCGUAACGCGACCGACCUGUUCCAUGGUCUCGACGUGUACAUUAGUGAUUUUGAACCGCUUCUGGUUUCGCAGUCGAAAGAAUAUUUCUCAUUAUGGACCCAGCAGGAGACUACUGGGUACCUUGCUACGUUUGUGGAGAACAGCCAUCGUUUGAUCGAGCGGGAAGUGAACCGAUGCGAACUCUUCUCUCUUAGCCGGAGUACGAAGCAGAAGCUAUCGGAGAUUUUGGAUGGAGUUUUGCUAAGUCAAGAGGAUUUCUUACUUGACAAGAAAGACAUCCUCGGACUGCUACGGGCCAGCAACAAGACGGCAUUGGAGAAAUUGUAUGCUCUGUUGGAGCGCAAAGAUAUUGGUGGCUGGCUGAAGCCGGCUUUCGGAAGCUACAUUGUGGAAGAAGGCAGUGGAAUCGUCGCUGACGAGGACAAGGAGGGGGAGAUGGUACCACGGUUGCUGGAAUUCAAGCGACAGCUCGACGACACAUGGACGGAUUCGUUCCAUCGCCAUGAGGAACUGGGACAUACGCUGCGAGAGUCUUUUGACGCUUUUAUGAAUAAGGACUCGAAGAUGGAGACGAAGAUGGGAGAGAUGAUUGCCAAACACGUGGACCGGCUUCUGAAAGGUGGAUGGAAGUUACCCACAGGACGGAAACCGGAGGAUAUGCCACUUGCAGAUGAAGAUGCUGAGAUCAACCGCCAGCUGGACCAGGUGCUGGAUCUGUUCCGGUUUGUGCACGGCAAACUGGUGUUUGAAACAUUCUACAAGAACGAUCUGGCGCGUCGGUUAUUGAUGGGACGAAGUGCCAGUGAUGAUGCGGAGAAGAGCAUGCUGACGAAGCUCAGGACAGAAUGUGGGUCGAGUUUCACGCACAACCUCGAAUCAAUGUUCAAGGACAUGGAUGUUGCGCGCGACGAGAUGGCAGGAUACAGCUCGAUUCAACGCGAGCGGAGACACCGGUUGCAGGUUGAUCUGAAUGUCAACGUGUUGUCAGCAUCAUCGUGGCCGACAUACUCAGAUGUGCAAGUGCGGAUUCCGCCUGUCGUGGCAACGGCGAUCAACGACUUUGAGCAGUUUUACCAUAACAAGUACAAUGGACGGAAACUUCACUGGAAGCAUCAACUGGCGCAUUGUCAAUUGCGAGCACGGUUCCCGAAGGGAGUCAAGGAAUUGGUGGUCAGUUCAUCGCAGGCGAUUGUGCUGUUGCUGUUCAACGACGUUCCCGAGGGUGGGACGCUGCAGUACUCUCAAAUCCAGGAAGAGACGCUAUUGUCGGAUGUGGAACUGCAACGGACACUACAGUCACUAGCGUGCGCCAAGUACCGGGUACUAAGCAAGCGACCGAAAGGUCGGGAUGUGAACCCAACAGAUGAAUUUGCAUUCAAUGAUGCCUUCACAGACCCGAAAAUGCGGAUUAAGAUUAACCAGAUUCAACUGAAGGAAACGAAGGAGGAGAACAAGACAACGCACGAGCGGGUUGCCGUGGACCGACACAUGGAGACACAAGCGGCGAUCGUGCGAAUCAUGAAGAGCCGCAAGACCAUCACACACGCGGAAUUGGUUGCGGAAGUGAUCAAGGCGACGCGAAGUCGGGGGAUGUUGGAGGUGUCAGAAAUCAAGGAGAAUAUAGAGAAGUUGAUCGAGAAGGACUACAUGGAGCGGGAAGAGGGCAAUCGGUACCAGUAUGUGGCGUAAUGGUUGGAUAUAACAUUUGAAUAUAGCGGUGUCUAUACAAUAAUAGAUGGUGAUGCAUGACAAGUAUACAAAGACUAGGAUAUGAGCGUAUGCACUCCAGACUCGGAACGGCUCCGAGAUCGGUGGAUCCGGGGUCUGGGGAAGCUUUGUUCUAGAAAUUCCAUUGUGGUGAUUCAUUUAAUCAUAGAACAUCCUUGUGUUCUAUAGCAGAGUACAGAG
Aspergillus glaucus CBS 516.65 is the source of this 7850-nucleotide messenger RNA. RefSeq lists its product as uncharacterized. Gene Ontology annotation, molecular function: ubiquitin protein ligase binding. Gene Ontology annotation, biological process: ubiquitin-dependent protein catabolic process; DNA damage response; protein ubiquitination. Bases 30 to 7631 code for a protein of 2533 amino acids. Gene Ontology annotation, cellular component: nuclear pore; Cul4-RING E3 ubiquitin ligase complex. The transcript is spliced from 9 exons. The record is from RefSeq and is a predicted model, not a curated record. NCBI's taxonomy places the organism in Eukaryota, Fungi, Ascomycota, Eurotiomycetes, Eurotiales, Aspergillaceae.